Messenger RNA from Carya illinoinensis, 1248 nucleotides. RefSeq lists its product as uncharacterized. The record is from RefSeq and is a predicted model, not a curated record. Bases 1 to 1248 code for a protein of 415 amino acids. Gene Ontology annotation, molecular function: DNA binding. Lineage: Eukaryota; Viridiplantae; Streptophyta; Magnoliopsida; Fagales; Juglandaceae. The transcript has a single exon.
AUGUCUAGUUGUCAAUUAAAUAGUGCUACCUCUACGGCAUUUGCUCCUGCUAGAUCAGAGGAUCCAGCAUGGUCCCAUGCACGUGUAGUGCCAGGAGCAAGAAAUAGUACUCAAUGUCUUUAUUGUAGCAAAAUCAUUAGAGGUGGUGGAGUCACGAGGUUGAAGCAUCAUCUAGGUGGGAUUUCAGGUGAUGUAGAAGCAUGUAAAAAAGUCCCUGAUGAUAUAAAAUGGCAAAUGAAAGAGUUGGUCAAUGAAAUGAAAAAAAACAAAGAGAAGAAAAGAAAACUAAGCUUAGAGAUUGGAUGUGGAAGCCCUGUAGAUUUAACAUAUGAUGAUGUUGAUGUUGGCGAUGAUGAGUAUGAGGGAGGGAGUCAAGGACCCGUUCAUGAUUCAAAGGGGAAGGGGAAGGAGAAAGUAGGUGGAAAGUCAACGGGGCCAUUUAGUAGAUUUUUUGCUCCAAGAACAAGUCCUGGCUCUCAACCUUCUAUUAAGAGUGCUAUGUGUUCAAAGGAAAUGAUUGACAAAGCAAAAAUGGCUAUAGCAAAUUGGUGGUAUGAUGCUAAUUUACCUUUCAAUGCAUCUCAAUCUAAAUUUUAUCAACCAGCUAUAGAUGCUAUAGCUGCCAUCGGGCUAGGAUUCAAGGGUCCUUCUUUAUAUGAGUUGAGAGGAAAUUUCUUGAAGAAUUCUGUGACUGAGGUUCAGAAUUAUCUCUUAGAUAUUAAAACAUCUUGGAGGGAUAGUGGUUGUUCACUAAUGGCAGAUGGUUGGACAAAUCAGAGGCAACAACCAAUAAUUAACUUUUUGGUUUAUUGCCCAAAAGGUACAAUAUUUUUGAAGUCUAUUGAUACAUCGGGCCUUAGAAAAGAUGCUGAAACAUUAUUUAAAAUUUUUGAUGAAGUUGUUCAAGAAGUUGGGGUGGAGAAUAUUGUGCAAUUCAUAACAGACAAUGAUGCGAGUUAUAAGGCUGCAGGAAAAAAGUUACAACAAAAGUAUGGCUCUUUCUUUUGGUCCCCUUGUGCAGCUCAUUGUAUAUAUUUGAUGUUAGAGAAUUUUUGUGAUCCCAGACAUUUUCCUAUUAUUGAUGAAACUAUAAAGAAGGCAAGGAAGAUAACGAAAUUCAUUUAUAACCAUGCUUGGGUUUUGGCUUUGAUGAGAAAGGACUUCACCAAAGGUCAUGCAUUUAUGUCGCCCUGCAGUCACAAGGUUUGCUACAAAUUUUUUAAGUAUCCAAUGCUUACUGUUGUUUAA